This is a messenger RNA of Rotaria sp. Silwood2, 612 nucleotides long. NCBI's taxonomy places the organism in Eukaryota, Metazoa, Rotifera, Eurotatoria, Philodinida, Philodinidae. The record is from the annotation of a GenBank genome assembly.
AUGUAUUUUAAUCAGAAGAUUCUAGUAGUCUUUCGAAUUUUAGCUGCUUUUAAUCAGUAUUCCUCUGCAACAUCAACAACGUAUAUUCCCAAUGGAAAACCAUUUUCAAUUACAUAUGCUAAUGAUUAUUCGGUCCAAGGCUUUUUAAGCAUCGACACUGUCACGAUCAGUGGAAUUAUCGUGAAAAAUCAAACAAUUGCUCAAUGUGCAUUUCUUAAUGGUAUGACUGGUAAUGUCAAUGAUGGUAUAUUUGGCCUUGCAUAUUCAAGUUUAACAAAAGAUGGUGAGAAGCCAGUUUUUUACAAUAUGUGGUCGCAAGGUCUUAUAUCCGAAGCUAUCUUUUCCUCUUAUUUCAAUCCUGAUCCAAAGGCAAUAUCCGGUGGUGUAGAUUCGAGUAAAUACACGGUUUCUGUUACUUAUGCUCCUGUAGUACUAGCAGGAUAUUUGGAAUUUCAAAUGACUAGUGUAACUGUUGGAUCAACUAUAGUAAGCAGAUCAGCAAAUGCUAUUAUUGACACCGGUACAUCAUUAACCAUUGGACCUGUAACAGAAGUUAGAGCACUAAAUCAUGCCUUAGGUGGUACUCUGGAUUCAUCUAGUGGAUUGGUAUGA